Osmerus eperlanus (European smelt) is the source of this 3510-nucleotide messenger RNA. RefSeq names its product 3'-phosphoadenosine 5'-phosphosulfate synthase 1 (gene papss1). The record is from RefSeq and is a predicted model, not a curated record. Gene Ontology annotation, biological process: sulfate assimilation; 3'-phosphoadenosine 5'-phosphosulfate biosynthetic process. Bases 193 to 2067 code for a protein of 624 amino acids. The transcript is spliced from 12 exons. NCBI's taxonomy places the organism in Eukaryota, Metazoa, Chordata, Actinopteri, Osmeriformes, Osmeridae. Gene Ontology annotation, molecular function: ATP binding; adenylylsulfate kinase activity; sulfate adenylyltransferase (ATP) activity.
UAGACGUACACAUCACUUCCGACUAAUUUCGAGACCCCGGUCUGGUCGUCAUAGCUUCCACGGUUCCGCUAUCGGCUUCGUCCAUUCAUUUAACUGUCUGGAAAAGAUAGGUGUAACGAUUACGUUAUUUGUUUACUAGUUUGUACAAACAGUAUACUGUAGAGUGGGCGAAGCUUUUACGACAUCAGGGCCAUGGAGACGUCUGGCAACUCGAACAAGAAACCAAAGCUCACCAAUGCGCCCGAAAACUGGGGGAUGCAGAGAGCGACCAACGUCACCUACCAGGCGCACCAUGUCAGCCGGAACAAGCGCGGCCAGGUCGUGGGCACACGAGGCGGCUUUAGAGGCUGCACCGUGUGGCUCACCGGUCUGUCGGGGGCGGGUAAGACCACAGUUAGCAUGGCCCUGGAGGAAUACUUGGUGUGCCACGGUAUGCCCUGUUACAGCCUGGACGGAGACAACAUCCGACAGGGCCUCAACAAAAACUUAGGUUUCAGUCCAGAGGACCGCGAGGAAAACAUCCGGCGCAUCGCCGAGGUGGCUAGGCUGUUCGCCGACGCGGGCCUCGUCUGCAUUGCUAGCUUCAUCUCGCCGUAUGCCAGGGACCGUGUGAACGCCAGGAGGAUCCACGAGGCGGCCGGCCUGCCCUUCUUCGAGGUGUUUGUUGAUGCUCCGCUGGACGUGUGCGAGCAGAGAGACGUGAAGGGCCUGUACAAGAGAGCUCGGGCCGGAGAGAUCAGAGGCUUCACAGGGAUCGACUCUGAGUACGAGAAGCCUGAGAGCCCAGAGCUGGUCCUGAAGACCGACUGCUGCAGCGUGAACGAGUGCAUCCAGCAGGUUAUCGACCUGCUGCAGGAGAGGGACAUAGUCCCGGUGGAUGCGUCGUACGAGGUUAAGGAGCUGUACGUGCAGGAGAACAAGCUGGACCUGGCCAAGGCAGACGCACAGACGCUCCCCGCUGUCCAGAUCGGGAAGGUGGACAUGCAGUGGGUGCAGGUGCUGGCGGAGGGCUGGGCCACGCCCCUGAACGGCUUCAUGAGAGAGAGAGAGUUCCUGCAGUGUCUGCACUUCGACUGCCUGCUGGACGGGGGCGUCAUCAACCUGUCGGUGCCGGUGGUCCUGCCGGUGUCCGGGGCGGAUAAAGAGCGUCUGGAUGGCGUUACGGCCAUGGCCCUGGUGUACGAGGGUCGCCGCGUAGCCAUCCUCCGCAACCCCGAGUUCUAUGCUCACCGCAAGGAGGAACGCUGUGCCCGGCAGUGGGGAACCACCUGCAAGGACCACCCCUACAUCAAGAUGGUGAUGGAGAGCGGGGACUGGCUGGUGGGUGGAGACCUGCAGGUUCUAGACCGGAUCUACUGGAAAGACGGACUGGACCAGUACCGACUGACCCCCACCGAGCUCAAACAGAAGUUUAAGGAGAUGAACGCAGACGCCGUCUUCGCCUUCCAGCUGCGUAACCCGGUCCACAACGGCCACGCCCUCCUGAUGCAGGACACCCACAAGCGGCUGCUGGAGCGGGGAUACCGUCGACCCGUCCUGCUGCUGCACCCGCUGGGCGGCUGGACCAAGGAUGACGACGUCCCGCUGGACUGGAGGAUGAAGCAGCAUGCCGCCGUGCUGGAGGAGGGCGUGCUGAAACCGGACAACACCAUCGUCGCCAUCUUCCCCUCGCCCAUGAUGUACGCCGGGCCCACAGAGGUGCAAUGGCACUGCCGUGCCCGCAUGGUUGCCGGGGCCAACUUCUACAUUGUGGGUCGCGACCCCGCCGGGAUGCCGCACCCGGAGACGGGCAAGGACCUGUACGAGCCCACCCACGGGGCCAAGGUGCUCACCAUGGCACCUGGACUCAUCUCCUUGGAGAUCGUCCCCUUCAAGGUGGCGGCCUACAACAAGGAGAAGAAAGCCAUGGACUUCUAUGACCCCAAGAACCAUCAAGACUACGACUUCAUCUCAGGCACGCGUAUGAGGAGGAUGGCUCGCGAGGGCCAGAACCCUCCAGAGGGCUUCAUGGCGCCCAAGGCCUGGACUGUCCUCAAGGAGUACUACCGGUCCCUGGAGAAGGUCUAGGUCCCGACUAGCAGCCGUCACGUGGGAUUUCGGGGGACCCCAGCUUACAAUUUUAUGGGGAGGAAGGGCAGGGAUGUUGACAAUUUUAGCGGAAUUAUGUGUUGUUGUUGUUUUUUAUUAUUUAUGUUUCAAACCCCCCAAAGAAGGUGGUUACUCUGGGCUCCCCCACGUCCCCAGAUUUAGGUCUUGGGGACAUUUGGGAUUGUUGUCCUGUCGUCAACGGUUACAAAAGAUGGAAAUGGGGACAAGACAACGCAGACACCUGUUUUGAUUCCCGACGACACCACCCUAGAAUGCGUACUUGUCUGUCUCCGAGCGCUACUGUUACUGGUUUUACGACUUGCGACAAACCCUAACUGCUGUCUUUUUUACCGUGUUUUAUUUAACUCAUCGUAAGAGUCAUAUUAUCAAAAUGUGUGGUUUUGUGUCACGAUUUAAAAAUGAGUAGGGAGAGAACAGGAGAGCAAAGGUCAACAGAGAGGUUAUUUAGUGUGAGAAACCGGGACCUUGUCCUUGAUGACGAGAUGAUGUUGAAGUCAUGAUCCAACUAUUCAGUCAAUUAUUUUUGUAAUGAUCGUUGAACUGUUGCUGCCUGCAGGAGUAAAGUUACCGUGUUUAAAGGCAAAAAGAUAAAUGGCGUUUUUUUCUUGAUUCGAGGCAAAUGUAUUAAUUAUACUGUUGAUCAGUACUGAUAAAGGAAGGCGGUCUUAGCUUUUCCUUUAAGCCAUUUACAAAAAGAAAAAAACCAACAUUGCAGAGAAAUGUUCAUGCCUUUCCUGAGGCUUGACAAGCCCUGCUGUGUUUUACUGUGUAUGAGUAAAUGGCAUUUAACAUUUUGCCAGCAUUGCGGUUUGUGUCAGUAAUGUUGAAGUUGAGUGCCUUGGUCUUUUUCGUUCUUGUAAGAGGCGUCGCACAAACUCACCAACACCCUCGUGCUUGAACCUAAGAUCGCGCUCCUGCUUGGAAUCCUGAUUAGCGAUACAGGACCGUAUGAAUGGUAUAGUGGAAGCAGACACCAAGAAACCUUCUCUUUUUAUGAGGGCAGUCUCUGACCUUUUCUUGAAAAUACGUCCAUAACUUAGUAACACAACUGAGUCACCCGUUUUUAGCAUUAGCUUCAUCACCACCCAUUGAUGUAGUCCUUCUCACAUAUUAGCAUGUAGCUUUUAACGAUGUGUGACUAGUUCUUAACGAUGUGUGACUAGUUCUAACUGGUUAUUGUUCUUGUUUUUUUUUUCAUUUUCUUUUGUGUGUCCGUGUUCACACUGAUUUCUGUUUUGUUUUCUGUUAUAAUUCCAUUGUAUUAAGUUACUUUUUUCCAUUUGUCCCAUUUCAUUAUUGCAGGGCAAUUAUUGUUCUGUGUUGUCCGUAUGGUGUUAAACAAGAAUAUUAGAUAUUUAACACAAUCAAUCUUUCUUCAAUAAACCAUUGUUAUCAAAUGGA